This is a messenger RNA of Bursaphelenchus okinawaensis, 2053 nucleotides long. Lineage: Eukaryota; Metazoa; Nematoda; Chromadorea; Rhabditida; Aphelenchoididae. The record is from the annotation of a GenBank genome assembly.
AUGACUGACGGAACUCGUCGAAUCCUAAAAGAAACAUCAAAUAUGGGCGAUGAUUCCGACGCUGAUAUUAUAUCGCCUAAUGUCACGCAGUUUUGGUAAGUCUUAUCAUACUCUACUAUGUCCUUACCAAAGCCAUACCUUGCCUCAGGCUUACUAUACUCUACCCCAGACUUGCCAAAGUCCUACCUUUACCAUAUCCUAUCCAGCCCUACCUUACCCUAUGAACCAUACUCUACCCACCCUUACCGUAUACCUGCCUAUUCUUACUACCAUUCCAGACUACAGUAUGCCCCUUUUAAAACUACAGUAUUCACCCAUAUAUAAUUUCAGGAUAAACAUUUAUGUGUACGGUGGUGGAUCAGUUCUCAUACUUCUCUUAAUAAUUGUCUACUGCAACUUCUGCUGUCGCUAUCGGAAACAAAAAAUGGCCGAAGUAAUACAGAUCAAGCCCAAGGUCAAAGUGGAGCCGAACGUGAUGGACUACGAGUCCAAACCUGCUGGCACGCCACGCAGCACGAGUCGAAUGGACCGUCCAUCCCGUUUCACACCCAAUGCACUAUCACCGUUGGGCUCGGUAUCUCGGAUGGGCAUGUCGAGCAACAUUUCCGGCCGAAGUAGAUCAAUGAUGGGCGAAUCACGGUUGAGCGGAUCACGAUUGAGCGGAUCACGGUUAGGCGGAUCAACAGCUCCACAAGCCUGGGGAGGACACCGAACCCCUUCAAGCUAUAAUGCCAGUCAGAAGCCGUCGUUGGAGUCAAUGGACGAGGAAUCCAAGAUCCUACAAGACAUCAACAAUCAUAUCACUACAUCAACAUGUGUCAGUGAAACCAGAGAAUCGGGUAAAGGUGGUCAUAGUAAAGAGGAUGCGAAGAAAGAUGGCAAAAAGAAGCAGAAGAAAAAGCAUAAGCCUAAUAAGUCAAAAGAAGAUGUGAAGCCUAGAAAGUCAAGGAGAGACGCUAAGCCUAAGAAGUCAAGAAAAGAGAAAAAGCCUAGGAAGUCAAAGGAAGACGUCAGGACUAAGACGGCAGAAGAAAUCAAGUCUGAAAUGCCAGAUGAAGCUAAGCCUAAAAAGAAAAAAGGCAGUCGUGAGAAAACAGAAGACAUUAAGAAUGAAAGCCCAGGAGAUUAUAAGCCUAAAAAGUCAAGAAAAGAGAGAAAGUCUAGGAAAUCUAAGGAACAUGUUAAGCCUAAGAAUCCAGAAGAGGAGAAAGCAGAUAAUGAAGAUGCUCAUAAGCCUAACACUCUAACAGAUGAUGUUAAGCCUAAAACUCCAACAGAUGAUCAUAAGCCUAAAAAGUCAAGAAAAGAGAGAAAGUCUAGGAAAUCCAAGGAACAUGUUAAGCCUAAGAAUCCAGAAGAGGAAAAAGCAGAUAAUGAAGAUGCUCAGAAGCCUAACACUCCAACAGAUCAUGUUAAGCCUAAAACUCCAACAAAUGAAGUUAAGCCUAAAACUCCAACAAAUGGUGAUAAGCCUAAAACUCAAAAAGAUGAUGAUAAGCCUAAAUCUCCAAAAGAUAAUGAUAAGCCUAAAACUCCAACAGAUGAUCAUAAGCCUAAAACUCAAAAAGAUGAUUCUAAGCCUAAGAAGUCAAGGAAAGGAAAAAGGUCUAGGAAAUCCAAGGAAAAUGUUAAGCCUAAAAGUUCAAAAGAAGGAAAGUCCAGCAACUUGGAAGAGGACGCCACUCUUAUGAAGACUGAAAACGAUGCUAGGCCAGAAAAGUCUAGGAUACAGAAAUCCAAAGGCUCUAAAGAAACCUUUAAGCCUAGAGGUUCAAAAGAAGAUCAGAAGCCUAGCAGUUCGAAAACUUAUAAGCCUAGAGGGUCAAAAGAAGGUUCUAAGCGUCAAGGAUCAAGAAAAAGUCACAAUUCUAGAGGAUCAAAAAGAGAAUAUAAGCCUAGAGGAUCAAAAGAAGGUUCUAAGUCUAGAAUAUCGAAAGCAGAAGACCUUAAAGACAAAUUAAAGAUGAAUGACACUUCAAAAGUAGACUCAUACGCACCGACCGGUUAUCCAGAAGAAUUGAAAUCAGCAAUGAGCGACGCCACCCAGGAGUAA